AUGAAUCCGUUUGCGCGCGUUCUGGAUGCUGACCUCGCGAAGCUCGACGAUCGUCAUCGCUUGACACUCCGCUCGACUUUACCUACGAUCAAAAGGAUUGACUCGUCUGCCCAGGCGGGCCCCUCUCGCUCUCAGAAGAGCGCCGCCCAGGCUCCCCCUCCCUCCCCAUCCGUCUCGGGCUUCAACCCCUCGAGGACGCACUUUGCCCUCGCCCUCCCGGUUCUCGGAUCGGCGGACAAGGUUCAAGUUUGGGACGUCGCUGCCGACGCUGUCGUCGCCGAGUGGGAGGUUCCGGGCGCUGCCCAGGUCUCUGCCCUCUGCUGGGCGUCCGUUGCUUCCUCUGGUGCUGCCAAGAAGCGGAGACGGCGGAAGUCGCUUCCCGGUGACGGUGGUGAUGAGGACGUCCUCCUCAUCGCCACCAACAAGGGAACGACGUCAAACCUUCUCUCCUACAUUCCCCUGAAGGGAGAAGUCAUUCGAUCAUCCCCUCUGCCUGGCAAGGCUACCGCUGCUUGGUCUGACGAGCACGGUGUCAUUGUCGCAACGGACGAUGAGCUGCUCGUUCUCGGUCCCGAUGCGUCGAGCAUCUCGAACACCUUCGACCUGCCUUCGAGCUCCAACUCUCCGUCGGCAGUCGCUAUCCUUCCCACGUCCACCCCCGAGGUGCUUCACGUCAUUGUCGGAACCAUGUCAGUGACCGCUGUCCACCUCUCCCUCUCCUCUUCUUCUGUCUCCCACACUUCUUCCCCCAUCCCGGCUUCCACCACCGCCAUCACCUCAUUACAACCUCUGCCUCUGUCGCAGCAGGGUGCCUCCUUCCUUGUGGUCUCGGAGGGCGACCGGACAGUAUCCCAGUACACCUUCCCCUCCCCCACGGCUACCGCGAAGCUUUCCUACCGGUACGCCUCCCCGACGCUUUCGCCCGCGCACUCAUUGGCUGUCUCGCCCGAGCUCCUUUCCGUGCUGCACUUCUCUGGCGAGAUCUCCCUCUUCAACCUGCCCUCCGAGGUCGACUUUGCCCGGCCAAAGUCUGACUCGAAGCCCAAGGUCGUCAAGCUCGUCGAGGGCAAGGAGGAGCGCACUGCCCACCUUGUCCGCGCCGAGUUCGCCCCCGUCGAGCAGGGUGCUCCCGGAGCCCUCUGGUGUGGUCGCAUGGCCGGCGGUGGCCGCGUCAAGUGGUACAAGGCUGUGUUUGAGCAGCCCGAGGGCGGUCUCCGCCAGACUACUGUUGUCAAGUGUGACGCCCAGGACCUGGUCAACAACACUAGCGCCGCCGACGGCCCCUCCCUCCAGCGCUUCAAGGCGCCGGCCAACAUUAUUCAGGCUGCUGACGAGGACGAGUCUGAGCCCGCGGCGGCCCUGCCCACGGACGUGGACAUGGCUGACGCCUCGCUCGGCGAGCGUCUCCUUGCCCUGCCCAACGGAGCACAGGCCAACGGAGAGUCGCAAGCCGCGCUUGACGGGCCCGUCAACGCUGCGUCGCUCACUCGCCUCCUCGUGCAGGCGCUGCACACUUCGGACCCGGCCCUCCUCACUCUCUCUGCCGUCGCAGAUGGCUCUGCCUCUGCUCAAGGCGUGCGUCGAGCGCCUGGGUCAGGGUAA
Molecule: messenger RNA, 1602 nt
Organism: Trichosporon asahii var. asahii CBS 2479
Lineage: Eukaryota; Fungi; Basidiomycota; Tremellomycetes; Trichosporonales; Trichosporonaceae
Exons: 3
Coding region: 1-1602 (533 amino acids)
Biological process (GO): maturation of SSU-rRNA from tricistronic rRNA transcript (SSU-rRNA, 5.8S rRNA, LSU-rRNA)
Cellular component (GO): nucleolus
Source: RefSeq, a predicted model, not a curated record